Molecule: messenger RNA, 1653 nt
Organism: Stereum hirsutum FP-91666 SS1
Lineage: Eukaryota; Fungi; Basidiomycota; Agaricomycetes; Russulales; Stereaceae
Product: alpha/beta-hydrolase
Exons: 12
Coding region: 1-1653 (550 amino acids)
Source: RefSeq, a predicted model, not a curated record
AUGAUAUCUCAUCCUCGCAGUGUAUUCUCUAACGUGAUUAUCAUCGCGUUGGCGCUAUGCCUCGUCCCAGCGGCAUGCUCAAUAUCUAGUCCGACCACCUCAGCCCGGGCAUCAAGUGCGGCCCCAUUGAACACGACGAUAACCUUGGACUACGGGACUUUCAUUGGAUCGAGGAACACCACCAGCGGCAUACUCUCAUUCGAAGGUGUUCGUUAUGCCGAUGCGCCUACUGGAGAUACUCGUUUCCGUGCCCCCGUCUCGCCUCCAACUACACAUCUUGGGACUGUCAAUGCUACCAAGUUUGCAGACAUAUGCAUCCAAGCAACUUCAAGCAAUGUUACAGGAGAUGCGUCGGAAGAUUGUCUCUUUGGAAACAUUUAUGUCCCUGUUGGAACCACCCCUGAUUCAAAACUGCCUGUUCUCGUCUUUUUCCACGGUGGAGGUUUCCAAGGAGGAAGUACGAAAUCUUACCUCCCGGACUUGCUGCUCGAUACUUCAGCGGAACCCGUCAUUUUUGCUACCUUCGCUUAUCGACUAGGCGCAUUCGGAUUUCUCAGUGGCUCGGAGGUCUUCGCGAACGGUGAUGGGAACGCAGGAUUGCUGGACCAGCGUGCUGCUCUUCGCUGGGUCCAAACCUAUGUCUCUGCGUUUGGUGGAAACAGCGCGAACGUGACAAUAUGGGGACAAUCCGCUGGUGCUGGAUCCACGAUGUUCCAACUGAUGGCCAAUGGGGGGGACAACGAGGGGCUCUUCGCUCGAGUAAUGGGGGAUUCGCCUAGCCUUAAUUUUCUUCCUCCGUAUAACGACGGAGCUGUGGAGACCUUGUACCAGCAAUUCACUAUCAAUGCUGGAUGUGGCGACGCGAAUGAUACCCUCGCGUGCUUGCGAGCGGCCGAUGUCAACACCUUGGCGAAUGCGAGCAGUGUUACGCUCGCGGCCCGUCCCACUUCUCUCUACCCAUUCGCUCCAAUCGUAGACGGAAAAUUUCUCCUCGAGAGGCCAAGUGUGGCGUUCGCAAAUGGUCGAUUUGCCAAAGUCCCAGUCUCUUUCGGUUCCAAUACCAACGAGGGAAACAACUGGUCCCAAGACCUCCCUUCGCCGUCUGCUAACGUCUCAGAGCCAGGAGCCACGAACCAAACCCUUUUCACGUUCUUCGCUGGCCAGUUCCCUAACGUAACACAAGAGACAUUCCACCAGAUUGAAGGACAGUACCCUAUCGAGAGUUAUAACAACUCUUUAAUACGCCAAACCUCUGCCAUCUAUGGAGAGGCGAGAUACAUCUGCACCGCGAUGAUGAUCACGGGCUCUGCAACAAACUACAGCAUCACGGCACAUGGGUAUCACUACGACAAUCCUGACGCUGAGGGCUUCAGCGUACACAGUUCUGAGCUCCCUGCCUUCUUCACUUUCGCAGACUCUUCUCUGCCGCUCUUCACAGCUAUGAGGCAGUACUUCACCUCAUUCGCCACCGGCGGGGCUCCAGUUGCUACUCUUGAUGAUCCCAGCAAUAAUGCUACUUGGGAGCCGGUCAAUACGACGACGGGAAUGUCUAGGAUCUUGUUCCACCCUGAUGCAGUCGCUAUGGAGACCGAUGAUGCCUUGGUCUCGAGGUGUCAGUUUUGGAGGACAACGGAUGAUGAAUUGCAGCGUUAA